AAUGCUGUAUGUACUUUUUUAGUCAUAUAAAAAAAUAGAGUGAUAAACGUUGAGCCACCUAUCGGUCCUCAACUUUAUCAGUCCAUUGAAGUAUACUGUACUUAAAUCAAUACUUCCCGCUUGUUUUCCGCGCAUUUGAUCAAUAAUUCGAGCUGCCAGUUCGUGAUAUCAAUCAGAAAUGGCGUUAAAUAAAUUUUGCUAUAGAAAUGAGUAGCAAAAUAUUACCGAAUCCCCGAAAGCAGAGGCAAAAAGACGAAAUGAAGCAAGAAAUUGUGGCGCAAGUUCACAAGUGCGUGAAACGGGACCAAAGCGAGGAGAGGGAAAAUAUUAAUAACAUCGCGGAUACGAGCGAGUGCAACAAAACCUUUAUUUUAGAAGAUAAGAAUGAUAACUACAGUUUGCGGACGCCUAGUCGAGAUGUUUCGGUGGAUGGAGAAUCGCAAAUUAAUUCGAAAAUUCUCAAUUUGAUCGAAACGGAAAUGAGAAGGGAUAUAAAUAAAAUUUCUCAUUUUACAGACUCGCGACCUCAAAGUUUAAGUUUUUACGAAGAGGAGAAGAUUCCCGAAGAACUCUCGGGUAAUUUAGAACUUCUUAGUCCAGAAGAGCGCAAACACUACAAACGCAGAAAAGAGUACGGCGACCUGGACUUGGAGCGAAACGCCUACAAUAACUUACAGGAUGCACUCUGUAGAGAAAACGAUGAAAUGUUAAAUGGGGGUAAAAAGUCAAAAUCAAGGAAGAAGAAGCAUUCCGAACCGGAGUUGGGGUUGGGUGACAGCAGGGAGAUGAUGAUUCCGAAGGAAAAACGAAAAAGCAAAAAGAAAAAGCGCGAAUACUCGCCGUUGUCCUCCAGCUCUGGAAAACGCAAGCACAAGAAGCGAGACGACGAUUACGAGCCAAAAAAUGAAAUCACGUUGGCGUUGGAAGAGCUACAGGAUGACGUUUUCGAAAAUGGCCCUGACGAAUUUGUACGUUCGGAGCGAAUGAAGAAAAGCCCAAGAAAAUCUGAUAAAUUGUACAUACAAAGGAAGAAUAAAUUCGAGAUCUCCUACAGAAGUAACGAAGCUAACUCUUUUAGAGGAAAUAUGGCAAAUGACGAAUCUUGUGAGAGAAGCUUCCUGGAGUAUCAUCCUCUACAUUUAGCUAUACUCGCCCAAAGAUGUUGGAGGCCUCUCACUCUGCUCUGUCAUGGCUUUCUGGGUGGAUUAGCUUUAGCCCACUAUUUUUAUUUUUACAGAAAUGAUUGGGCUUUUGAGGAAGAAAUUGUGAGCUAUUAUGCUAAUUACAGUGAUCUUUACACAUGCUUGUUUUUUAUCCUUGGUGCUAUUUGCGUGGUCUCUGUUUUUGAUCGAUACGACAUUUCCCAUAUAUCAAUAACGCACCUUCCAGAUAUAUGUAGUAGUAGAAAAACUGCGGUGCUUGUAGUAAUUUACGCAGUCUGCUUCCUAUUACAUUUGGUAACCGCCGAACUGGACGAUAAGGUGGGAUUAAUCCCACUCAAUAACAACAUAUCAUUUGUAAAUAUCACAGAGGCCGAGUGGACGCAUUGGAGCAACUUGUCGUAUUGGAGAUCGGUUUUUGCAAUAGUGGGAUGGGUCAUAAUUGCAUUUUCGUCUUUAGAAGACCUUUUCUAUAACCAUCUGAAGACCAUGGAGAAAUAUAUUGUUGACACUUAAAGAUUAUAAGAAAAGUUUUAACAUAAA
Molecule: messenger RNA, 1703 nt
Organism: Photinus pyralis (common eastern firefly)
Lineage: Eukaryota; Metazoa; Arthropoda; Insecta; Coleoptera; Lampyridae
Exons: 4
Coding region: 207-1676 (489 amino acids)
Biological process (GO): cilium assembly
Cellular component (GO): ciliary transition zone
Source: RefSeq, a predicted model, not a curated record